Molecule: messenger RNA, 355 nt
Organism: Thamnophis sirtalis
Lineage: Eukaryota; Metazoa; Chordata; Lepidosauria; Squamata; Natricidae
Source: RefSeq, a predicted model, not a curated record
GGCGACCAUAGAUGAGGUAGAAACAGACGUGGUGGAGAUAGAAGUCAAGCUUGAUAAGGAAUGCUUGGAUAAAUUUGGAGACAGUUUGCAGGAAAUGGUCAACUAUCACAUGAUCCUUUUCGAUCAAGCUCAGAGGUCUGUCCGACAACAGCUGAAUAACUUUGUGAAAGAGGAUGUCCGCAAGUUCAAGGAGACCAAAAAACAGUUCGACAAAGUCCGAGAAGACAUGGAGAUUGCGUUGGUCAAGAACGCACAAGCCCCACGGCACAAGCCCCACGAAGUAGAAGAGGCCACUGGCACGCUGACGAUCACCAGGAAAUGUUUCCGGCACUUGGCCCUGGAUUACGUCUUGCAG